Messenger RNA from Elephantulus edwardii (Cape elephant shrew), 955 nucleotides. RefSeq names its product U2 small nuclear RNA auxiliary factor 1 (gene U2AF1). Gene Ontology annotation, biological process: mRNA splicing, via spliceosome. Lineage: Eukaryota; Metazoa; Chordata; Mammalia; Macroscelidea; Macroscelididae. The transcript is spliced from 9 exons. The coding region runs from base 318 to 821 and encodes 167 amino acids. Gene Ontology annotation, molecular function: metal ion binding; pre-mRNA 3'-splice site binding. The record is from RefSeq and is a predicted model, not a curated record. Gene Ontology annotation, cellular component: spliceosomal complex; U2AF complex.
CGCCAGCGGUGUCAGCGUCGAAUGGUGGGAAAUGGCGGAGUACUUGGCCUCCAUUUUCGGCACUGAGAAAGACAAAGUCAACUGUUCAUUUUAUUUCAAAAUUGGAGCAUGCCGUCAUGGAGACAGAUGCUCUCGGUUGCACAAUAAACCGACCUUUAGCCAGACCAUCUUGAUUCAAAACAUCUAUCGUAAUCCCCAAAACAGUGCACAGACGGCUGACGGCUCACACUACUAUUGCCCUCUUGAACAUUUACCGUAACCCUCAAAACUCUUCCCAGUCUGCUGACGGUUUGCGCUGUGCCGUGAGCGAUGUGGAGAUGCAGGAACACUAUGAUGAAUUUUUUGAGGAAGUUUUCACAGAAAUGGAGGAAAAGUAUGGAGAGGUUGAAGAGAUGAACGUCUGUGAUAACCUUGGAGACCAUCUAGUUGGAAAUGUGUACGUCAAGUUUCGUCGUGAAGAAGAUGCAGAAAAGGCUGUGAUUGACUUAAAUAACCGCUGGUUUAAUGGACAACCGAUUCAUGCAGAGCUCUCCCCUGUGACUGACUUUAGAGAAGCCUGUUGCCGCCAGUAUGAGAUGGGAGAGUGUACACGAGGAGGCUUUUGCAACUUCAUGCAUUUGAAGCCCAUUUCUAGAGAAUUGCGUCGGGAGUUGUAUGGCCGACGUCGUAAGAAGCAUAGGUCUCGAUCCCGGUCUCGUGAACGUCGGUCCCGGUCGAGAGACCGUGGUCGUGGAGGAGGUGGUGGUGGCGGCGGCGGCGGAGGUGGCCGGGAACGUGAUAGGCGGCGAUCCAGAGAUCGGGAGAGAUCUGGACGAUUCUGAGCCAUGCCGUUUUUACCGUAUGUCUGCUAGAAAGUGUUGUAGUUGAUUGACAAAACCAGUUCAUAAUGGGAAUUUUUUUUUAAAAAACAACAAAAAACACAAAGAUGGGUUUCUGAAUAAAAUUUGUAGUGAUA